Siniperca chuatsi (mandarin fish) is the source of this 2727-nucleotide messenger RNA. Its product is annotated as prenylcysteine oxidase-like. The transcript is spliced from 7 exons. Bases 471 to 1976 code for a protein of 501 amino acids. Gene Ontology annotation, biological process: prenylated protein catabolic process; prenylcysteine catabolic process. The record is from RefSeq and is a predicted model, not a curated record. Lineage: Eukaryota; Metazoa; Chordata; Actinopteri; Centrarchiformes; Sinipercidae. Gene Ontology annotation, molecular function: prenylcysteine oxidase activity.
GAACAAUACAAUUGGGAUGUAUCAUGUUUAAAUUAGCCAACGUAUUUGGCCACUUUCAACUGAUGAACUAAUGAAACUGAGAAUUGCAGUAGUGCGUAAAGUGCGUAAAGUACGUAAUCUCAUUCGUUGUCUGCCGCGGACCUGGUCAGAUGGCGGUGAUUGGUCGAAACAAGCCAAUUCUUCAGAUCACGUGAUGUUGCCGGACGUGGGUGUGAACGACCGUUCAUUGGUGAAUUUGUCGGCAUCAUCGUGACCAUUAUCAAGCCAUCCUUUGUACAGUUUCCCGAACCCACUUUAAACGUAACCAUAUCGAUUUACAGCGACAGAGGCAACCGACAUGUAAAUUGCUUUGUUCUGAACAAACUAUUCGUGUAAAGGAAAGAGAAAGAGAGGAGCUAACGUAGCUAACUGUCGUUGCACCGCACUAGCUCGCCUCCUCUCUUCCCGGUGAUCUCUGCUCUGUUGCCGCUAUGGGCGGCUCUCUGCUUCCGCUGCUCGUCGUCGUGCUGUCAUCCUGGUCGGCUGUCGGAGACACGGCGGGAUCCGCUCACGUCGACGGAGCUCCGCCGUCUAAAAUAGCGGUGGUGGGGGCUGGGAUUGGAGGCAGUGCCACGGCCAACUUCCUGCGGCAGCACUUUGGCCCUGAGGUCCAGGUGGACGUGUUUGAGAAGGGUUAUGUCGGAGGCCGUCUCGCCACUGUAACCGUCAAUCAUAAUGACUACGAGUCUGGAGGUUCCAUCAUUCACUCUCUCAACCUACACAUGCAGGAGUUUGUCAGACAGUUAGGUUUAAAGUAUCGGCGCAGUGUGGCGGGUAAGACGGCUGUGUUUAACGGCGAGGAGGUGAUUCUGGAGGAGACAGACUGGUACCUGCUGGACCUGUUCCGGCUGUGGUGGCGCUACGGCAUCAGCUUCAUACGCCUGCAGAUGUGGGUAGAGGAAAUUAUGGAGAAAUUCAUGAGGAUCUACAAGUACCAGGCCCACGGCUAUGCCUUCAGCUCGGUGGAGGAACUGCUGGACUCUCUCGGGGGGAGUGGCUUCAUCAACAUGACCCGGAGGCCGCUCUCUGAUUCGCUGCUGGAGCUGGGUGUGUCGCAGCGCUUCAUCGACGAGGUCAUCGCACCCAUCAUGAGGGUCAACUAUGGACAGAACGUCAGCAUCCCCGCCUUUGUAGGCGCUGUGUCUUUAGCUGGUGCCCAGAACAACCUGUGGGCGGUGGAAGGAGGCAACAAGCUGGUGUGUUCAGGCCUGCUGAAGAUUGCCAACGCUAACCUGCUGCAAGCACAAGUCAACUCCAUCUCCCCAGUCUACUCAGGGGAGUCGCCCCAGUACCAGCUGAGCUUCACCACAGCAGCAGGGACGGGAUCAGAGCUGUAUGACAUUGUAGUGUUGGCGACGCCGCUCCAGGCCAGUGUCAGGUCUGGAGUCCAAUUCCAAGGUUUCACCCCUCCCUUUGACCAGCUCCCCGGCAACUACCACAGCACUGUAGCAACCAUUGUCCAUGGUUACCUCAACACUUCUUUCUUUGGUUUCCCGGACCCCCGCCUGUUCCCCUUUGCCAGCGUCUUGACAACUGAGACACCCGAUGUGUUUUUCAAUAGCGUGGCUAGCGUUUGUCCCGUCAACAUCUCGGCGGGCUUCCGGCGUAAGCAGCCACAAGAGGCCGGAGUCUAUAAAGUGUUCUCGCCACAACCUCUGGACAAGGCUCAGCUGAAAACACUCUUCAGGUCGUACUACUCAGUGCAGGUGACAGAGUGGCAGGCCUACCCUUGUUACGGCAGCAGCCAGGGACUACCGCCUGUGGAGCUCCACCCCAAUCUCUACUACCUUAAUGGCAUUGAGUUGGCCGGCAGUGCUAUGGAGAUGAGCUCAGUGGCGGCCAAGAACAUCGCCCUGCUGGCUUACCACCGCUGGAACAGACAGACGGACAUGGUGGACCAGAAAGAUCUGAUGCACAGGAUCAAGACUGAACUAUGACGUGGUCAACUGAAAGCCAAUGCUUCAGCGAACGUGUUUAUGUAGGGAAGCAGAGAAAGUGUUUCUGGGUAAUUGUAACUCCUAUAGCAUCACAAAGCUGAUGUGCACACGUGCAAAGUCUUGACUACACAUCGAGUGUAUCUCCUGCUGAAUUUUGAGCCGGAAAGUGUCUGUAUUAGGGUACAAAUUUUUUACAGUUGGUCUUGUGAGAAGUGGCAAAGUGUAUUUACAGACACAUCCAAGUUAUUAAAAUUAGAUCCAGUACAUACAUCUAAUACACUGAAAUGAUAUCAUUUGUUAUGUUAUAAUCUGAUUUUUUAAACAGAAAAACAAGUAUCAAAGUCAAAUCAAGUCGAAAACUAAUUUUAAUCUCGCCACUAAAGACGACUGUGGUCCUGCGCUAUUGUCCAAAGGCCAGUUUGAUUUUGCUGAUUGCUUCAUUCUCUGCCAAUGACAUUGCAGCUAUAUUAGACAUUUUGCAGUAUUGGUUGGAGAUUGAUUGUUAAUUAGUGGUUUCAUCCAAAAAUUCAGCUGCAGGCAGCUCUUCUUUGCCAAGAAAUAGGGAAACCAAGCAACCAUGGAAAACACCAUCUAAUAUUUGUCUCAGUAGAAAGUGAAUGGACUGUUUAGAGAGUUGCUGGUGGUGUGAAUGAUCAGUUAAUAUGAGUACCAGUCUAAGGUCACUGGUACUGUGCUGUGUAAAUUAAUGAUCCUGUGUCCAAGUCAAUAAAACACUUUGACGCUCAUGAAA